AUGACAGAUAUGAAAGAUUUUAAAGAAGUGAAUAAUAACAAAAAUCCCUCCACUGAGUCUGAUGGUAAUAUAAAAAUGGACGUAGAUCUACAUGGCAAGGUCACCAAUGAUAAUAAUACGGUAAAUCCAUUGAUCAGUCCUGAAACACAGUCGUUUGCUAGCAUAUCGAUGGAAAAACAUAAUAAGCAUGAAGAGGAUAUUCAAAUGGAAAUACAUGACGAAUAUUGUAACGAUGACCCUGGCCUAUUUCAUGAUGCAAAUGGCGAUCUGAACUCCACUAAUUUAACUCACGACAAUUACGUGGAUAACCAAAGUGAUGCUGUGACACAAAAGAUCGAAGAGAAAGAAGAACAAGAAGAUUAUGAAGAAGUAAAUGAAGAGGAGAAAAUUAUUGAGUCUCAAGAUGACAAUCUGUUAGACGAAGAAACGGGAAGAAGGAGAUUGGAUUCAAAAAUAUUCGAAAACAUCCCUCUAUUUGAAGUAAUCAGACCAAAGAGCUUGAAAGAAUUUAUUGGUCAAACGCAUUUAAUUAAUAAUCAUAAUGGGACGAUUAAAAAUUUUAUACGAUUGGGAUAUUUACCUUCCAUGAUAUUACACGGCCCUCCAGGUGUUGGUAAAACAUCUAUUGCCUCAAUUCUAGCUCAGGAGACUGGCUAUAUAUUCGUUGAGUUUUCAGCAACUGAUGCUACUGUAAGUGACCUAAAAGAGUUACUGACAACAAUUGAGAAGGAAAAUCGGAAAAGGUCUAAGAAGGAUAUGCAUUACCUCCGCGUUGUUGUAUUUAUUGACGAGAUUCAUCGGUUUACGAAAACUCAGCAAGAUUUUUUAUUACCGUUUAUCGAACUGGGAGUAUUUACUUUUAUUGGCGCAACAACGUUAAAUCCUGAGACACGUAUCCGUAGAGCUAUUAUUUCCCGUUGUCAAAUAUUUCAAUUGAAUGCCUUAGAAUCCUAUGAAAUUGAUAUUGUGAUACAUAAAGCCAUCUUAUAUGAAAAUAUCAGAAGAAGAGUAUUGCGUAAUUUAAGAUCUCUUUCUUAUGAUGAUGAAUGUUUGAAUUUACUAGUAAGACAAUCGAAUGGUGAUACAAGAGCCGCUGUUAAUUUAGUUGAAUUGGUAAGCACGCAUUAUAAUAUACACGAUCUUGUAUACGAACUUGGAAAACAUGAAUCGUUCGUAAUAGACUUCAUUACUUUGAAAAAAGCUAUUGAAAGCCUCAAAAUAAAUCUUUCCGGUCUUCAAGAUACCAAAAAUUUAGGCUUGUUCCUAAAUUUAUAUGAUUCAAUGAGACAUAUUAAGAAGAGUAGAACUAUAGAAUUAAACGCUCCAGAAAAGAAUCACGAUAAUUCAAAUUUAGAAAUAAAUAAACUUGCUACCUCUUCUCCCAAAUCUGUAUCUGGUACAUGGAUGCUGAAUAAAAUGGAUAGAGAAAAUAAUAAUACGGAGCAGGUUAAGCAUUUGGAUAUCAACAGAGAUAAUUCUUAUUUGGAUGCAAAGAAUAAGGCUAGAGCAGUGAUUUAUAAAUCAGAGAGAAAUUCAUUGGUAAUGAAAAUUACUAUUCCUAGUAAAUUACUAGGUAUGUUUGUGAAGACCGACAAAGAGGCACUAAAUCUGGUCGAUUCUAGUGAUUACGAUGAAGAAUUCAGGAGUUUUCAUCACGGCGCACUGAAAUAUAACGAUUUGGAAAAAUCGUAUAUCGCUCAAAUGGAAGUAUCUGAUGAUAGCGAUGUAGAGGCUGACCCGCUAUAUUUUGAUCAAGAGGAUGAUAUAGAACCAAUAGAUAUGGGAAAGAUAACUUUGACCAAGUACUUCGUUUUGUCUUCGAUUUAUUCGUUGAUUAUGCUUUUGAAUAGAGGAGAGACCCCAUUUUUUAUUGGAAAGCAAUUAAUUUUAUUCACAGCCAUAUACUUGAAAUCUGAUAACUCAGAUAUGGGAAAGACAAUGGCCCUGUUGAAAUCAUUUAAAAAUUCUAAUACGGAUAUGUUGACUACUUUAUCAAAUUGUGUUGUACGACUCACCAGAGCUGAAAAAUUAAACCUUUCAGAAUCCCGUAGUUUCAUCCAGGAAUUGAAAUACAUAAAAAGUUACUGCUACCUGGAAUUACAAAAGCAAAAUAAGAAGAAUGGAAAUCAUAUUGGUGCUCUUAAUGACGAUGCAGUAGAAGUGGUAUACGACUCAAAGCUCGUUGAAGACUUAUUGAAGCCAGCUGACGAAAUUCCAAACAGGACAUCGAAACCAAUUUUUGAAAUAGAAAGCUUAGAUACUUUCAAAGAUGUGAAUAAGGAGUUGUGCAUGCAAAUACCACAGGACAUUGGUGAUAAUGAUGAUGGGAGUUUAGAAAAUUUAAAUUGGACUAUGAUCGAUAUCACUGCAAGUUCACUAUCUGAAUCGAAUAUGGGUGGAUUAGAAGUACGAGAUCGUCCGCCUGUUCAGAUAAAUCAACACGAUUCAAAUUCUGAUGAUAGUGAUGCCAAUGAAACUAAUCUAUCGCUAAUCAAGAACCCUGAAACACAACUGGAAUAA
This is a messenger RNA of Debaryomyces tyrocola, 2520 nucleotides long. The record is from the annotation of a GenBank genome assembly. Lineage: Eukaryota; Fungi; Ascomycota; Pichiomycetes; Serinales; Debaryomycetaceae.